ACGCCCGGAGCAGCCCCUCCUCCUGCCUCAUAACUUCUUCUUCCAAGCGUGCAGGGAGUUUCACUGCAGCCCAGCCGAUGCUGAUGCCUGUUCCUGGGGCUGUUGGACCCUCUCAUCCAUAGGGAGAAGCCAACGCACGGUGGCGUGGCCCAGAUGAGUGACUCUCCAGGCUGUGUGCUGAGUCCAGGAACCAAGAAGAAUUUCUUCCCAAGGAAAAGGAAAAUGUAUGCCCAGAUCCUUGUCCUGGCAGCAGCUGCAGUGCAGUACGGAUCUGUGGCCAUCCAUGAAGCAUGCAGGACGGCGGAGGUGGCAGAUGUUUUGCUCCUCGUGGGACAGUCGCAGGGCACAGGGAAGGAGAGCUCCCGCCUGGUCAAGGACUUCAUCAGCAGCGUGGCCCGUUCCUUUGAGAACAUGGUGAUGGGCAAAGGAGGCGUCCGGCUGGCAGUGGCACUCUAUGGGGAGAAACCAAGGAUGAUCAUUGAGCUCACGGAUUAUGUGACCAUUGAGGAAAUGCUGGUGGCAAUUCAGGAUAUCUCCUUCAAAUGCAACACCUUAAAAACAGGGUCAGCCCUGGCAUUUGCAGCUCAUGCCAUGUCUCGCUUGGACACGGUGAGAGAAGAUGCAGCAAAGGUGGUUGUUCUGAUCACGGAUGGGAAAUCCAGCGACUCAGUUGAAGAUGAAGCCCAGGUCCUGCAGGAUGGAGGGGUGACAGUGUUUGCUGUAGGAAUUAAGGAUGCUGACAGGAAUGAACUGAACAAAGUAGCUUCAGAGCCCAGUGCAGAGCAUGUGCUUUAUGUUGAAGAUUUUCACCUGCUCAACAACGUGGCCCCCAAACUUUCCCGAAGACUCUGUUUCACUGCCUCGGAGCCACCACGGCCCAUCAAGCAGACAGUGCAAGCUGAGAAGAUCACUGGUCCCCAAGAUCUGCACGUCAGUGAGCACAGCCACAGCUCGCUGCGCCUCACCUGGAUGCCAGCUACAGGGAGGGUGAUGGAGUACCAUGUCCAUCUGCAUCCCUUGAUGCCUUCGGGACAGCCGGUUUUGGAGGACCAGCAGCAGAUUGUGGUGGAUGGUGACAAAAGCACCGUGCUUGUGACUGAUCUGAAACCCAGCACCAAGUAUGUCUUCAAGGUGAGAGCUGUCUAUGGAGAUGCCCUUGGGGAGUCAGCAGCUGUCAAGGGGAAAACAACCCCUUUGCCUCCGGUCACUAAUUUCCGUGUGAUAGAAGAAGGACUUUACAGCUUGAAGGUGGCUUGGACACCUCCACUGGGCAAACUGGAGGGCUACAAGAUCUACAUCUCCAAAGCCAACAGACCAGGAAUGACCUACAAGAAGGUCCUGCGGGGUGAUGUCUCUUCCCAUGUGCUGGGUAACUUGCAGGAGGAUAGAGAAUACAGCAUCAGCAUCUAUGCAGUGUAUCCCCAGGGGCCAAGCCAGCCUGUGGCUGCUGUGGGGAGAACAUUGAAGCUCCUGCCUGUGAAAAGCAUCUUGCUGCAGAAUGAAACCACCAACGCUCUCCAGGCAAGGUGGAGCCCUGUCCAGGGAGCAACAGGAUACAGGCUCACUUGGACAUCAGCAGAGGGCAGCAUCCAGGAUGUGAACCUCAGCAGCACCUACAACUACUACAUGAUCCAGGGGUUGCAGCCUGGCACAGAGUACACCGUCACCGUCAACCCCAUCUUUGGGGAUGUCGAGGGACCAGUGGUGAGCAGUAAAGCAAUGACAGUGGCAUCAAGCACAGUCCAGAUGCUGAAAGUGAGUGAGAUAUCCAUCAACAGUGCUCUGGUUUCCUGGGACUCGGUUGCUGGGGCCACAGGGUACCGAGUGGCUUGGGGUCCCACACCAGAGUUCUUUGGCAAAGACCGUCCUCACCAGCUGGCCCUCAACAAGUCAACCACAGCCUACACGCUCCGCAACCUGGCCCAUGACACCGAGUAUGUGAUUUCCCUCUAUGUGCUUUUUGGCUCAGUGGAGGGACCAGGGAUCACAACUUCAGCCAAAACAUCUCCUCUUGGCUAUGUGUCCAAUUUCAAGGUGAUGUCCUACACCAGCACAAGCCUGUCUAUAGCCUGGAGUGCCACAGCAGUGGCCACCAAAUUCAAAGUCACCUGGAGCCCUGUUGGGGCAGGCAAAGGAAACCAGGUUGCCAAGACUCAAUACCUGGGCAGUAAUGUGUUGUCUUAUCGGAUCAACCACUUGCUGCCCAACACCCUGUAUAAAGUCAGUGUUCGGGCUGUCUUCAGCAAGGCCGAGGGGCCAGAGGUGACCCUGACUCACCGCACAGCAUCUUCUGGAGACUCCAACCCCAUCCGGACCAUCCAGGAUCUGAGGAUUACUGACACUAGCAUAAAUAGUUUGAAGCUGUCUUGGAAGAGGCUUCCUGGAGUAACUCACUAUAAGAUAUCCUGGGUGCCAUUCAAUGGUGGCUUGGAAACCUCCCAGCUGGUUGCAGCAGAGACAAACUCCUUCACGAUCCCCAAACUGAAGGAGAGCACCACCUACACCAUCUGCGUGUCUGCAGUGAUCAGGGGAAAGGAGGGAAGCCCCACACUCCUCACAGCCAAAACCUUGGAUUUACCCAAAGUGACCGAGUUCACAGUGCAGGAGGCUGCAGAGACCAGCAUUGUGCUGACUUGGAGGGCUGUUCCUGGAGCAUCCAUGUACAUGUUAACGUGGCGCUUGUCCUCAGCUUCUGAUGUUUCCCAGGAGCUGUUAUCAGCAGCUUCGAGGUCGUAUCGAGUGAUGGGACUGAGCGCCAAGGAGAUGUAUUUGUUUUCUAUAAGACCAAUCUUUGGCGAUACUGAGGGACCAGAGACAACUCUCCUUGGGCAAACAGUGGGACCUCACAUAGGGUCACCUGCGCUAAUCAUUCCAAGUGAAUUGGAUAUGAUGAGAUCUACAUCCGUAUCUCCCAGCAAUGUGGGGACCGCUCCUCUUCCACUGGCCACCAGCACAAAUCUACCACCAACCCCAGAGACCCCACUAUCAACCACUGCAGUGUCUGCACUGCUGACGACUGUCCCUGGACCAAUCUGUGGCAAGCUCAAAGCAGACAUCGGGUUCCUGGUGGAUGAAUCCUCGAGCAUUGGCCAGAGCAAUUUCAAGAAAGUGAAGGAUUUCCUCUUCCGGAUCAUUUCCUAUUUCCCUAAGAUUGGGCCUGAGGGGACACAGGUUGCUGUUGCUCAAUACAGUGAGGAGCCCAGGACAGCCUUCUACUUCAACCAGCACCAUGACCGCAACAGUGCCCUGAAAGCUAUCAAGGGCCUGCACUAUACUGGAGGCAACACAAGAACGGGUCGUGGUAUGACCUAUAUGCUGAAGGAGUUAUUUCAGUCCUCCAAAGGGAUGAGACCAGAUUUCCCUCACAUGAUGGUGCUUGUGACUGAUGGGCAAUCCCAGGAUGAUGUGUUGCCACCAGCCAGAGUAGCCCAUGCUUUGGGGAUCCGCAUCAUUGCUGUGGGUGUCUCAGGAGCUGACCCCAUUGAGCUCAACAGCAUCUUGCUGCAGCAGAACCUCCAGAAUGUGUUCUACGUCAGCACAUUCGAUGACCUACCUCAUAUCCUCAGAGAGCUCAUAGAAGUCAUUUGUUCUGACCCUCAGCCUUCAGGGACCCAGCUACCAUCUGGAGAGGUUGCCAGGCAUGAAGCUGACAAGCGGUUGCUGUUUGGUGACGCAGAGAGCAAGCCACACGUCCCUGAUCCGUCAUCAACCGAGCCACAUAUCCAAAGAGAAGAGAAGGCUUGUGGUCCUUGGUGUUUAAAGAGCUCCAGGGGCUCACCAGCUCAUGGUGGCUAUGACCCAUACAGCUUUACUACAAAGGGAGAGAAAGGAGAGCGGGGUCUACCUGGGAAGGAUGGCAUUCCUGGACUGCCGGGCAGACCGGGGCGGACAGGUCCUCCUGGUCCCCCUGGACUCAUGGGUCCUCCUGGCAUCCAAGGAGCCAUUGGAUCUCCUGGCUAUCCGGGACCAGCGGGGCCAAAAGGAGACAGAGGUGAACCAGGCUAUGUCCUGGGAGGAGUGGAGGUGAUUCCUGGACAAAAUGGGCAGCCUGGACCCCCUGGAGAAAAAGGACAGCCGGGGGUUCCUGGGGUAACAGGACCACCAGGUUUACCAGGGCCACAGGGGCCACCAGGGAUCCCCAUCAAGGGUGAACCAGGGGAUUCAGGAAUCAGGGACCCUCGUGGGAGGAAUGGCCUCAAGGGUGACAGGGGAAGCAUGGGAGAGCCGGGGAAACCUGGCUUGCCAGGCCCUGUGGGGCCACAUGGUGUUCCUGGGCUGCCUGGACCAAGGGGAGAAAAGGGGAUUGCAGGAACUGGCAUUCCCGGCACUGCUGGAAUGAAGGGGGAGAAAGGAGAGCAGGGGGUUAUGGGACCUCCAGGAGCACCAGGACCAAAGGGUAACAAAGGGCAAGGAGGUGUUAAAGGGGAAAAGGGACUCCCAGGACCUCCAGGGCAGAAAGGAGACCAAGGAAACCCAGGAUUUCCAGGUGCUCCAGCUAUGGGGGUUUUGGGACCUCCAGGAAAGAAAGGUGUCAGGGGAGACAUUGGACCAGCUGGGGCCUUGGGACCACAAGGAGACAAAGGAAUCCAAGGAGACAAAGGAGAGAAGGGAAGUCCAGGUUUCGGCAUUCCCGGUCAACCUGGUCUAAAGGGAGACCCAGGCGACAGGGGAAAUGUAGGUUUGUCUGGCAAACCAGGGCAGAAGGGGGAUACAGGUCUGAAGGGACAGAAAGGUGAACCAGGAUUACCUGGGAAACCAGGCAAGACCGGACAAAGAGGUAAAGAUGGAGAAGCAGGGAGGAAAGGCACCUCUGGGACCAAGGGGGAAGCUGGUGUCCCUGGAGAGCCAGGAAAGAGAGGAAUCAGGGGUCCACGAGGGCUCCCAGGACGGCCUGGAGAGAAGGGGAUAAAAGGCGACACCGGACAACCUGGAAAGGAUGGAAUCACUGGAGAGAAGGGAGACAAGGGUGAAUCUGGUGAGCCUGGGCUGCCUGGCACUCCUGGAAGCACUGUAUCUUCUCUGGAGACCACCAUCACCCUGAAAGGUGACAAGGGGGAUCGUGGGAGGGAUGGAUUGAAAGGCGAAAGAGGUCCUCCCGGCCCAAAGGGAGAACCAGGUCCACCAGGCAAAGGAGUGGAAAUGCAGGAUCUGGAGAGGCUUUUUGAAGCAAAUGGUAUCAAGCUGGCACUGCUGAAGGACCUCUCCAACGCGCUCCUGCGAGAUGGGCUGGAUGUGCUGGUGCAGCAGCUCAGCGGCUCCAAGACAAGCCAGACCUCCAUGAGAAAGCCAGCAGCUCUGCAUGUCAUUGAGCACAGUAGUCCUUCUGCUGGUGGUUCUGAACCUGAGCAUCAGUCCCUAGGAGACCCUCCUGAGCCCUUGGAGAAAACACCUGAGGAAGGAAGGAAGCAGAGAGACUCAAAAGGGACAAACACUUCUCUCAGCAGUAGCUUGGCUGCACCCCCAUCACACCCAGAAGAUGAUCUACAAGGAAAUCAGUCCAUGGAGCUUCAGGAGUCCUUGGAGGACAGGGUGGAAGGACAACCACAGCAGGACACCAGCCAUGAAGAUGUGAAUUCAGACGGUGGCUCUGUGCUCCCAGGGCAUGUUAGAGCCAGGAGAUCUGCUGAGCACAAGACACACAAGAUUCAUCCUCCUGGUGCCUCGGGUGCUCGGAAAUCACUGCCUGGACCUGUGGCAUACCUAGGGCCUCAUCCGUCAAGGAGAAUCAAGAAGGAGGGAACUGGCCCAGCAGAUCCACCCUCCUGUGGCCAAAAGGGAGAAAUGGGAGCUCCAGGAGUCCAGGGAGACAAAGGAGAAAAGGGGCAGCCUGGGGAGAUGGGAGAACCUGGAGCAAAGGGCACCAAGGGAGAAAGAGGUGAAAAUGGUCAAAAGGGAGAACCAGGAAUUGGGUUCAGAGGUCCUGUUGGUCAGGCUGGGCCACCUGGACUUAAGGGUGAGCCAGGGGUCCCAGGAUCCCCAGGAGCUCAAGGCAUCCAGGGCAUUCGUGGCAACCCCAGCAUCCCAGGGUCACAGGGAAACAGAGGGGCUCCAGGUCUGCCCGGGAUGCCAGGACAGAAGGGUUUUGUUUUCAAGGGGGAGCGUGGGAAGAGAGGCCGGAAUGGACUUGCUGGACCCCCGGGACCAUCAGGAUCCCCAGGAAAGCAGGGGAUUCCUGGGACACCUGGACCCAAAGGCAACAAGGGAGAAGUUGGCUUUGGAGCAGCUGGACCAAGAGGACCUCAUGGACUGCCUGGCCCUCAGGGUGAUGAAGGCAUUGUGGGAAUCCGGGGUCCUCCUGGCAUAAUGGGUCUGAAAGGCUUCCCGGGUCCAAAAGGCGAAAGAGGUGAUCGGGGACUUCUGGGACCCAAGGGAGAAAGAGGUGAGCCCAUGACUAUUUUUGGACCCCAGGGCUAUAAAGGCAGUAAAGGAGAUCCUGGGGAACAGGGCCUGCCAGGUUUUGAUGGAGACAAAGGAGAGAAGGGAGAAGAUGGGCCUGUAGGAGAAAAGGGAGGCAAGGGUGAAGCUGGCUCCAAGGGAGUGAUGGGGCUUUUUGGAGCAAGAGGACCAGUGGGACAGAAGGGGGAGCCAGGAGAACCAGGCUUGCCAGGCUCUGCUGGUGCAGCAGGUCUCAAUGGGCAGAACGGACACAAGGGAGCCAAAGGUGACAGAGGUCUUCAGGGGGAGAAGGGGAAGCCGGGAGGAAAAGGUGAUGCUGGGACCACUGGUGACAUGGGACAGAAAGGAGCAAAGGGCUUACGAGGGCUUCCAGGACGCACCGGAGCUCCCGGAACCAAAGGCAUUAAGGGAGAACCUGGCAGUCCUGGAAAACCAGGGAUCCCAGGAUCAGAUGGACUGCAUGGACCAAAGGGUGAACAGGGAGCAUCAGGGGAUGAUGGUGCCUCAGGGAUUCCUGGAGAGAAAGGAGAAAAGGGGACCAAAGGAGUUCCUGGCUUGGGAGGCUUCAAAGGACAAAUGGGAUGGCCUGGGAAGACUGGAGUCCCUGGACCAGAUGGGCCUCAAGGGCCACAGGGUGAGCCAGGGCCACAGGGUCCACGAGGGAAAAGAGGGAAAUCUCAGCUCUGCCUUAGGGGACCACCAGGCAUGGAUGGGCAGAAAGGAGAAAGGGGUGAAAAUGGUCCCACUGGCCAGAAAGGAGAAAAGGGAGGUCCUGGUCUUUCUGAGGAAGAGGUGAAGGAGGUGGUGAGGAGCGAGAUGAGAGGCAGAUGUGGUUGUGGAGGUGAGUUGGGAAGGAUGCUCAUCGAAAGGGGUCUGGAAGCAGCUGAAAUCAACAGGCAGCUCCAAGGGGAUUUUCAGCCUUGGGAACAGACCAGAAGGGAUGGUGAAAGCCAGGAGGAAAUGCUUAACAAACCCCAGAACAUGACCACAUUGAUGACCUCCCUGAAGCCCUUCAUGAAGCCACCUUCACUUAUUGCAGUGGCUCCCCGGGCGCAGCAGAUAACGGGUCCCUCUCAGCACCAGCGCCAAGAAGCCCACUCUCAAUUACCAGAACCCUGCCUGCAGCCCAUGGACGAGGGCUCCUGCCAGCACUACACCCUGCUCUGGUAUUACCACGCAGAGACAAACGCCUGCCGGCCCUUUGUCUUCGGGGGAUGCCGAGGGAACAGCAACCGCUUCGAGACCAAGUGGAGAUGUGAGCAGCAGUGCAGAACCUCGGCAGCCAGAGGGAGGUGAUGAGCUGCAAUUGCCUUGUUUAAAUCCAAGAGGAACGAAGCUUGGAGAAGCAUUACCAGGACACCUCAGAGGCUAGUCAAGCAAGAGAACCCAUUUAACAUGAAGAGGCAAGGAAUGCCUAGAAGAUGGUGCUGGAAAACUCAUUAUGAGCAGGAAAUAAAGUGGUGCGAGGAGAGGGAAGCAUCUGAUUGCUCAGGAGAGCAGAGAUGUCCAGAGGGUCACAACAGCACCACUCAUCCAUAGAAGUGCUGUGCAAAACACAUACCUGGAGUUUAUUUUUGUAAAAUAAAAGUGGUUUAAUGCUGUUGUGUAUAA
Pezoporus occidentalis (night parrot) is the source of this 8007-nucleotide messenger RNA. RefSeq names its product collagen alpha-1(VII) chain-like. The transcript is spliced from 90 exons. The record is from RefSeq and is a predicted model, not a curated record. Bases 154 to 7692 code for a protein of 2512 amino acids. NCBI's taxonomy places the organism in Eukaryota, Metazoa, Chordata, Aves, Psittaciformes, Psittacidae. Gene Ontology annotation, molecular function: serine-type endopeptidase inhibitor activity; protein binding.